This is a messenger RNA of Impatiens glandulifera, 2882 nucleotides long. Its product is annotated as protein FAR1-RELATED SEQUENCE 5-like. Bases 174 to 2282 code for a protein of 702 amino acids. The record is from RefSeq and is a predicted model, not a curated record. Lineage: Eukaryota; Viridiplantae; Streptophyta; Magnoliopsida; Ericales; Balsaminaceae. The transcript is spliced from 5 exons. Gene Ontology annotation, molecular function: zinc ion binding. Gene Ontology annotation, biological process: regulation of DNA-templated transcription.
CCAAACCCUAACCCUAGCUCUCUCUUCUCUCAGAUCCAUUCACCGAAGACACUAUCGUUACCAGCUCAACCUAUCCGAUCUCGCUGUCAUUGCCAACGCCUACACUUCCCUCAACGUCCUACUCCUUCAGAACUAUAAAGAUUUAAUAAAUCAAAGGAGCAAAGUGUUAAAUAAUGGAGGAUGAAUCUACGAGUUGUCGUCAGUUGAAUUUUGAAGCAAAUGAAGAUUGUCAGGAUGACGAUGUGGAAAUUAUUGAUGAAGGGUUGAUCAAUGGAAAAAAUUUGGAGAACACUAAGGCACCUAUGAUGGAAAACUAUGUACCACACAUAGGUCAGGAAUUUGAAAGUGAAGAAGAUGCUUAUCAAUUUUAUUUGGCAUACUCUAGAAGAGUUGGAUUUAGCGUAAGAAAAUCUAGAUGCCACAGUAAUAAAUCAGGUGAAUUGUUGGAUAGAGUUUUGUGUUGUAGUGCGCAAGGUAAAAGAGAAAUAGAUAAACGUGAUCAUUUUGUGAAAAACAAGCGUGCUGAAACACGGUUUGGUUGCGAGGCUAAAAUGAUGAUUAGUCGUCGAACUAAGGGCAAUUUAUGUGUGGUCCAAUUUGUGAGCGAACAUAAUCAUUAUCUCACAAGUCCUAACAAAACACAUUUCCUUAGAUCCCAUCGGAAAAUAUCUUCUUCUGCGGCGAUACAAAUUGAGAUGGCAAAUGAAGUUAGAAUCCUCCCCAAAGCAUCUCAUUAUCUUAUGGGCAGACAAGUGGGUGGGCGGGAGUUUUUAGGUAUUAUCCCUGAAGAUUGCAAAAAUUAUUUGCGUUCUAAAAGAACUAGAAUAAUGAUGGCUGGGGAUGCAGGAGAUGUAUUGGAAUAUUUGCAAAAACAACAAUUGAAGGAUUCUCAUUUUAUCAAUGCUAUUCAAGUAGAUGAAGAUGACCUAAUUACUAAUAUUUUUUGGUCUGAUGCUAAGAUGAGAGCGGAUUACGGUCAUUUUGGAGAUGUUAUUUGUUUUGACACAACCUGUAUGAAGAAUAAUGAAGGUCGUCCAAUUGCAUUGUUUGAAGGUGUUAAUCAUCAUAAGCAAACAAUAAUUUUUGGUGUAGCUUUAUUAUAUGAUGAGACAUCUCUGUCAUUCGAGUGGUUGUUUGAUACAUUUAGCAGAGUAAUGGGCGAGAAAAAACCAACAACUAUUCUCACAGAUCAAGAUGCAGCAAUAGCAAAGGCUUUAGUUUUGAGAUGGCCUGAAACACAUCAUCGUUUGUGCAUUUGGCAAAUUUAUCAAAAUGCUACCAUACAUUUGAGUGGUGUUUUUUUGGAGUUUAAAGAGUUUGCUAAAAGUUUUGCCUCUUGUAUAUAUGAUUUUGAUGAAGAGGAAGAUUUUAUUGCAGCUUGGAACCAAAUGUUGACUCAAUAUUCAUUAGAAGAAAAUGAUUGGUUGAGGCAUAUGUUUCUGAUAAGAGAAAAAUGGGCUUUGGUGUAUGGCCGACACAUUUUUUGCGCGGAUAUGACUACGACCCAAAGAAGUGAGAGCAUGAACAGUAUUGUGAAAAGGUACGUCACGUACAAACACAAGUUUUUAGACUUUUUUAAUCAUUUUGAAAGACUACUUGAAGAUCGUCGAUAUGAAGAGUUAAAAAUUGAAACACAGUCUAAACUUAGUGUUCCAUUCUUGGAAUUUCCAAUUGUAAUUUUGAAGCAAGCAAAUAGUAUCUAUACCCCGGAGGCAUACAAGUGUUUUCAAAUCGAGUGGUACAAAUCUCAUGAUUCUAGCGUUAGAACAAUUGAGAAUGAUAGAACUCUUACAAAAUAUAAAGUUACUCCUCCUCAAAAGAGUUACCAUCAUAUCGUUACGGUUGAUUCAUCAUGUGGAAAAUUUGAUUGUGAUUGUAGAAAGUUUGAAUUUGCUGGGAUUUUAUGUUCACAUAUUUUGAAAAUAUUUGCGAUGAACAAUAUCGUAGAGAUUCCAAGUAAGUUCAUACGGAAAAGGUGGACACGGGAAGCUAAGAUUGAAUAUUUUGGAGUUAAUGAUUCAAAUUGUGACCAAGCUAGUAUGUCUACGAAAGUAAUACAAAGUAUGCGAUAUCAAGAACUGUGUGAGUUGUAUGUUCAAUUGAUUACCAAGGCAGCGAAGAGGGAGGACACUUAUAAGAUUGUUAAAGAUAACAUUUUGUGUAUGUUGAAAUUAGUGGGUGAGAAGUUACAAGUUGGUGAGUCGGAUGCCACAACUAUUUUGAAUGAGGUAGACUCUCAUGGAUUAAAAGGAAGAAGAAAACGACCUCAUAUAAAAGAUUAAAAGGUGACUUGGAGAGGACAUCAAAGAAGGGGAAAUAAUCGAGUAAAACCAAACAAACAUCAAUACAUAAGAAGGGUAUGGAGGUCCACUAUGAGACCAAUCCAAGUAUACGUGGAACUCAAUCUUUCGCAGGUAUAACCAUAUCUAUAGUUACUAUCUUUUUAGUACCAAAUUUAAGUAAUAUUUAAAUAUUGUGGUCUAAUUAUUAUGCAAAUUAUAGUCGGUUUGUACGAGCUCAACUCAACAGCGCUAUUAGCUGGAAGUUCGCAGUCUUCAAUGCGAUAUCUGAAAUAUACUAAUGUCCAAAUAAUGCUGUACCAAUGACGUAUCUAGGGUGGGAAUGGUUCGGCCUAUAUGCAUCAUUUGAUGAAAGCACUCCAGCCCAGUCGUCUCCUCGAAUUGGUUUGUCAACCACACUUUCCCUCCAUGUUCCCAUGGAAGACGCAACUUGGGAGUUCUGGACUUUUUUCCGCUCAAAGUUCCCAGAUUCGCUUUGCUACAUACUCUCACUCUGUAUGUAUUAUAGUGUAGUGGUCCACUUAAUUUGUGGUUAAUCUUUUGCUUCCUUUAUGAAUACUAAGCAAAUUAUUUAUGACUUCA